AUGUACAACGAGUUAUGUGCAAGUCUUCUGCGUCUACGUAGAGUGCAAGUUAAUCCUGGAGACUCCGUCAUCCAGCGUAAGGGAGAUUCGCCUAUUGAGUUGAAACUCGAGCCAUUAAACAUUCCAACCUUUGACGGAGCGCUGCACAAUUGGUUGACCUUUAAGGACGCCUUUGAAACAUUAGUGCACAACAGGGAUUUACCGCCAGCAUAUAAACUCGGUAAAUUGCGUCAAGCUGUGCCAUCAGCAUCGGUUCCUCUGGUGGGUGGUCUGUAUUCGGGAGGUUACAAGGAAUUGUGGCGAGCAUUAAAUGAGCGGUAUGAUAACCCCAAGCAGUUAGCAGAAGUACAUGUCGCUCGCUUCCUCAACCUCGCACCAGUGUCGGAGGACUCUGCAAAGACGCUGCUGAAUAUCGUCGAUGUAGUGAGCGAGUCCCUGCGUGCAUUGACUGUUAUGAAAUUGCCAGUGACUGAGUGGGACGCAUUGACAGUACCCAUUGUAUUCUCGAAACUUCCAUCUGUAACACAGCAUGAGUGGUGCAUGCACUGUUCUCCGACUGAGAUAAGCAGCUUAACAGAUUUAUUGAAAUUUCUGGAGAAGAGAGCGCACAGUCUUUCCACAGAGCUUGUACGGGUGCGUCCCGGCUCUGAACCAGGGGUAGGACGUCAGCAAGGGCGAUCGUCAUCAGCACGUGCAGUUAAAUGCAAUUUAGCGUCCGAGAAUUCUAAGUGUCCAUACUGCCAGGGUGCUCACAAGAUCAUACGUUGUCCAAGAAUAUUAGAUUUGCCGCCAGAAAAACGAUUUGAGGCCCUAAGAAAGUCUGGUCUGUGCUUUAAUUGUUUAGGACAAGGGCAUUUAUCCAACCAGUGCUCUUCAGGUGGAUGCCAUAAGUGCGGACGCAAACACAAUACAAUUUUCUGCCGCGAUUCUCCAAACACUGCAGCAGCUGCGGCAUCGAAGGCCGCCAUGCCUGCCACGUCCAAUCCCCCAUCGUCGCAGGUUAAGUCAUCUACGCCCACAUCAUCAUCUUUAUGA
Molecule: messenger RNA, 1035 nt
Organism: Rhagoletis pomonella (apple maggot)
Lineage: Eukaryota; Metazoa; Arthropoda; Insecta; Diptera; Tephritidae
Exons: 1
Coding region: 1-1035 (344 amino acids)
Source: RefSeq, a predicted model, not a curated record